Cynoglossus semilaevis (tongue sole) is the source of this 2168-nucleotide messenger RNA. RefSeq names its product gremlin 2, DAN family BMP antagonist b (gene grem2b). The record is from RefSeq and is a predicted model, not a curated record. Gene Ontology annotation, biological process: animal organ morphogenesis. Lineage: Eukaryota; Metazoa; Chordata; Actinopteri; Pleuronectiformes; Cynoglossidae. The coding region runs from base 1063 to 1641 and encodes 192 amino acids. Gene Ontology annotation, molecular function: BMP binding; receptor ligand activity. The transcript has 2 exons.
CACUCGCCAACCCCAGACCAUCAGAACAAACAGCAGUACUUUGAGGACAAAUAAUUUUCUGUUAUGCAAAAUAGUCGUCGUUUCAGCAGAAGAUGUUUUCGCUCUGGCUGCAGAGACGGAGGUUUUUAGGGUCUGCUGGUGUUUCAGCUCCAUGACAGAAACAUGGAGACUCUCUGUCCAGUGGCAGCACAAAUAUUUUUGUCUCAGUUGCAUCAAGGCAUGCAAGUGGUGGCAUUUUUACUCUGUAGGUCUGGGCACAGGUAUGUGAUGAUUAAUGGGUCAAAUAUCUGGCCCCGUAAAUCACAGUGAGAUCAGGAGAAAAUGGUCGUUUCUUGGGAUGUCGCUCUCUAAAAACACAAGUCUGACAUUUAAAUGUGCAAAACAGACGGAAUGAAAAUGCAGAAGAAAAUCUGUCAGUUUGAUCUGUUUAGUAUGCUGCGAAUACAUGAGCACCAACAAAAAGAAAAAAAUGACAUAAAUAAUAUUAGUAGGCAGGGAGAGAAAGGGGGAGGAGAGGGGAGGAGAGGGGGAGACAGAGACAGAGCACAGGGAUAAAAUGAAAGAAGUGAAGCUUGGUUUGAUUCAGGCAGUGACCAGGGCCAAUAGGAAAAACCCUCCCAGUCUUGAGGAGGGAAGAGGAGGCGGUAGGAAUUCAAACUAAGGCUGAGUUUACAGUGAGUCAAAAAACUCACCAAGACAGACAGACAGAAGGACAGAGAGACAGACAGAAGGACGGGAGGUUGUCUCCACAGCACUGAGAUGGUGGCUGACUGUGACUCAAACCAGGAGCUUCGCUGUUAAAUGUGACAACAAGAAAACCAAGAAGAGAGUCGACAGAGGGAGGAAGUAACGCAGACGUACAGGGCUUCCCAGGACGAUGGUAAACUGACUGUGUCCAAGACUGUUACUCUUUAGCAGGGGAGGAAAGAGGAGCCGGGACAAUCCUGCGGAUACUACAGAUUGCGUUGCCAUGGAAACUCAAACUUGGAAGCAGGCGCCAGGACCAGUGAAGGUGGACAACCAUCCCUGAUUUCAUCUGUGACACGUUACUGUGGUGAGAGAAUGCUGUGGAGAAUAACCCUCCCGGUCAUCCUGGCUGGGGUGCUGUGCAUCACUGCGGCGACCAAAAAGCCACGCCCCCAGGGGUCCAUACCGUCCCCCUACAAGACUAAAGGGAACCUGUCCUCGGAACGUCACCAUCGGUUACUGCAGCAGAAACCCGAGGUGCUGUCCUCCAGCCGAGAGGCUCUGGUGGUGACGGAACGGCGCUACCUCCGCAGAGACUGGUGCAAAACCCAACCGCUGCGUCAGACCAUCAGCGAGGAGGGCUGCCGCAGCCGCACCGUGGUCAACCGCUUCUGCUACGGCCAGUGCAACUCCUUCUACAUCCCCCGUCACAUGGGCCCCAGCUCCGGCCAAGGCCAGAGCCGAGGCCAGGGUUCAGGUUCUGGGCGGAAAAACCACAACAAGGCCCAAGAGCCUUUCCAGUCCUGCUCCUUCUGCAGGCCUCACCGCAUCACACAGCUCACGGUGCAGCUGGACUGUCCAGACCUGCAGCCUCCUUUCAGACACCGUAAAGUGCAGCGGGUCAAACAGUGUCGCUGCAUGUCUGUGGACGUGAGCAAUCAUGGAAAACUGUGAAGGGUCACGUUAAAGACCCCCACCCCCUCAAAGAGAGUCAAAAACUGCCUUCAAACUAAGACAAACUGUUUCCCGAGUAAUGGCCAGUCUCACUUUAAGGACACGAACCGUGGAGCUGUUACUAUCAAAGGACAAACGCUUGAUUUAUUCAGCCUUUUUUUUGAUAAGAUGAAGCUGCUGAAAGAAACUGUUCCCAGUGACUGUGCACCAGAGACACACUCAAACUCAUGUUCACUGUUUGUUGUUUGUACAUGAGGUGAAUGAUUCCUCUGUGGAAAAGGCCUGUUUGCAGAAAGACCUCAGUCAUAUUGACCCUUGAAAUUCAUGUAAUUCAUAAAUAUAAAUCAUAUGGAGAACUCAUAGCUCAUUUUUAUACCUGUGUUUUUGGUACAUUUGGUACUGAUGUGGCGAGAAGGAAGGAAAGUACCGGUGUUUUUUGGGACCUCAGAAUAUUAUGGACACGGGGAAGAUACUAUACCUUCAAUGCAGUGCUUUUAAUAAAAUAAAAAUAAACUGUACCCUGUAAA